This is a messenger RNA of Ipomoea nil (Japanese morning glory), 1011 nucleotides long. RefSeq names its product GEM-like protein 1. Bases 53 to 793 code for a protein of 246 amino acids. The record is from RefSeq and is a predicted model, not a curated record. Lineage: Eukaryota; Viridiplantae; Streptophyta; Magnoliopsida; Solanales; Convolvulaceae. The transcript is spliced from 4 exons.
CUCCACGUCUGCAAAUUCGGAGGGAACGAAGAAAAUCAGACGGUUAUCCAUCAUGAGCUCCGACCCGACGCCGAAACCCGAUCACUCCUCCGACUAUGCUCCAUACCCGAAGCUGGACCCGAAGGAUACCGCCCCUGUUCCACCCUCAUGGACGGGCAAGACGGCCUCCACCAUGCCCGCCGACUCCAACCCCUACGUCUCCCCUGCUCCCGCGCCCGGCCCCGGCUCUUCCGUCAAAAAUAGAAUGGAUGAAAUGAAAGAUGCACUUGGGAAAUGGAGAAUGAAGGCGGCUGAGAAAACAAAGAAGGCUGAGGAUCUUGCUGGAAAUGUCUGGCAGCACUUGAAAACCGGCCCCAGCGUGACUGAUGCUGCUGUGGGAAGGAUUGCUCAAGGAGCAAAGAUUUUGGCAGAAGGCGGGUAUGAGAAAGUCUUCAGACAAGCAUUUGAAACUCUCCCUGAGGAGAAACUGUUGAACGCUUAUGCGUGCUACUUGUCUACUUCUACUGGACCUAUCAUGGGCACUCUUUACUUGUCUUCUGCAAAACUAGCAUUUUGUAGUGAUAAUCCUGUUUCUUAUAUUGUUGGUGACCAGACACAAUGGUGCUAUUACAAGGUCAUUCUGCCAAUAGAUCAAUUGAAAUCGGUUAAUCCAUCAGCCAGCAAAGUAAACCCAGCUCAAAAGUACAUCCAGAUUAUCUCUGUUGAUAGUCAUGAGUUUUGGUUCAUGGGAUUCAUGAAUUAUGAUGGCGCUGUAAACACUUUGCAAGGUGCUUUGCAAGGAGUUCAUCCAUAGUUGGUGUUCCUUUCCUAUCAAUUCAGCUUAAAUCAAAUGAUGUGUAUAUUGGUGUUUGGCAUUUAUGUGGAAUGUGGUGUAUAUUCCAAGGCUACUCUACACUGGGUUGUUCUUCUCUUAAUUUAUUUUUAGUUGAAGGAUGAAGAUAAUUAGUUGCAUUUAUCUGUAUUGAGAAUAUUGUAUUAAUGGAAAUGAAAGUAUUACACUAUUACAUUUGA